AUGAACACCAAAAAUAUCUGGUAUAAAUUCGAAGGUCGUCGCGCAAAUAAAAUUAUUGAACUUUCUGGCGAUGAUAUUAUUGAUUUUCUUGGAGCAGUGAGAACAAAAGAAAGACUUUCAUGUAGUGCAUCAACAUUGACUCUACGUGCGAAAAAGGAAACUGUUAUAUACACCUUAAAUGACUUCUAUGAAUUUGUUAAAGCAUUUGUGAUCUGUAAACUUAAUCCAAUAGAAUUGCCUGGCAAAACUCUCGGGUUUCGACGGGGUCAUUGGCAAAAAUGUAAUAAACCUUAUUGGCAAGCCCGUCAAAAACAUAACGUCAAAUGUCAAAUGUCAAAUCUAUAUUAUAUACUUAUUAACAAAUCCGUGAAUAUAGAGUUUCGAUUUUUGCAAUUUGCUAAAAUGAGUUUUGCCAGGGAAUCCAACUUGUAG
Molecule: messenger RNA, 432 nt
Organism: Funneliformis mosseae
Lineage: Eukaryota; Fungi; Glomeromycota; Glomeromycetes; Glomerales; Glomeraceae
Source: the annotation of a GenBank genome assembly